GAUUAAAGCGCGGGGAGGGGGGGGCGGAAUCACCGUCGGGCUUUCCUAGACCUGCCUCCCGCCCUCAGCUCCGUCACGUUCCUCGGCAGCAGCCUGAUAACGCAGUUUUAGUGCUUCUAGAAAACUGUUGAAGAUGGGAGGUGCAGUGAGUGCAGGAGAAGAUAAUGAUGAAUUAAUUGAUAACCUGAAGGAGGCACAAUACAUCCGGACAGAACUGGUAGAACAGGCGUUCCGAGCCAUUGAUCGAGCAGAUUACUACCUGGAAGAGUUCAAAGACAAUGCCUACAAGGACUUGGCGUGGAAGCAUGGAAACAUUCAUCUUUCAGCACCGUGCAUUUACUCUGAGGUGAUGGAAGCUUUGGAUCUGCAACCAGGGCUGUCGUUUUUGAAUCUUGGCAGUGGCACUGGUUAUCUGAGUUCUAUGGUUGGACUCAUCUUGGGUCCUUUUGGUGUUAACCAUGGUGUGGAGCUUCAUUCUGAUGUGAUCGAAUAUGCGAAGCAGAAAUUGGACUUCUUUAUUAAAACAAGUGACAGCUUUGACAAAUUUGAAUUUUGCGAGCCAUCUUUUGUUACUGGCAAUUGCUUGGAGAUUUCUCCGGACUGUACUCAGUAUGACCGUGUUUACUGUGGUGCUGGAGUACAGAAGGAACACGAAGACUACAUGAAGAACCUGUUGAAAGUUGGGGGAAUUCUUGUCAUGCCUUUAGAAGAGAAGUUGACUAAGAUAACUCGUACUGGUCCUUCUGCCUGGGAGACCAAGAAGAUUCUUGCUGUUUCUUUUGCUCCUUUGAUUCAGCCUAACCACGCAGAUUCAGGAAAAUCAAGGCUCGUUCACUUGCCCCCAGUGGCUGUUCGCAGCCUCCAGGAUCUGGCUCGCAUAGCCAUCCGAGGAACCAUUAAGAAAAUUAUACAUCAAGAAACAAUGAGCAAAAAUGGAAACGGGCUGAAGAACCCCCCAAAAUUUAAACGAAGACGUGUGCGUCGCCGCCGCAUGGAAACUAUUGUUUUCUUGGACAAAGAGGUCUUUGCUAGUCGUAUCUCCAACCCAUCGGAUGAUAACAACAACAGUGAGGAUCUCGAGGAUGAGAAACGGGAAGAGGAAGAAACUAAACCCUCUGAACUAAAGCCAGAUCCCCCUGUAAACUUUUUGAGAGAAAAGGUCUUGAGUCUGCCUUUGCCUGAUCCCUUGAAAUAUUACCUGCUUUAUUACAGGGAAAAGUAAUUUCCUUCUAGAAAGUGGGAAGUAGGCAGAAAAUAGAGUACCACUUAGGGCUUGACAAAUGUAUACCACUUGCUUGCCUGCUCAUCUGACCACCCAAGGCAGUAGGCUAGCUGGGGAAUGUGGCUGCUGUAUACUGAAACAUAGCUUUUUAAAGUUUGUUUUUUUCUUCAGUUGUGUGCUAUAGUUUUAUCCUACAGCAGGGAUUCCUUAGGAAGCAAGUUGGUGAAAUGCUCAGCUGCUUAUGGAAAGGAGGAUUUAAUUCCCUGAAACUAACUGCACAGAGAUAUCCUAAAAAUCUCGUGGCUGCUCUACUGAAUUGCAGUUUUUAAAUACUCUUAGGCAGCUCCCCACAGACCUUUGCUGCCUGUGCUCUCUCCCACUAAACCUGCCAUGUGUUUACCAUGGGGUGUGUUUAAUGGAGGAUGAAGAUUAUUACUGAAAACUGACCUGGCAAAUCUUGUUUCUUCCAGUAAUCUGAAAAAGCACAACUUUUACAGACACGAAAGGAAAGAAUUUUUGGCAUUUGGCCUUGUGGCAUCCAGGCUUUGAAUGAGAAGGAAAGCAUCAGUUCCCCUUUGGUUGGUCUCAGUUUUGCUUAUAAACUAGAUAUAACUUUUCAGUAAAAGGUAAAAAUGUUUUACAGAAUACUGGUUUUCCUAAAGGGAAACACCUGUUCCAGUGAAUUAGUCUAAUACAGAGGCAAAAUUUUUUCUUUUUUUUUUUUAGUGGCAGAGGUGAGUGAAGAGUUGCAGAGCUGAUUAGCUUUCACAGGAUGCUAGGGUAGUCAGGGUUGUGACUGGUGUCUCUGGAGACGUUUACAGAGUAAUUCUGAAUGGGGAACAGUAGAGAUGAGACCUGUAGCAGUGAGUUAGUAAAAACUGUGAAAGCAGAAUCUGUGGAUUUUGCUGUUGUGUGAGAGAACUUAAAACUGCUGGGCUGAACAGAGUGAAGUGCAGAGCAUGAGCCUGAGUGGAGCGGCUUGUGUCCCGGUAAUUCAGCCAAAGGUAGUUUUGUGGAGGUUAUGUAGAACCUGAAAACACUCUGGAAAGCCAAACUGAUACAGUUCUUGGGUGUUCCUGUGUGUGUGCCCCUGCUGUAGCAAGGUGGCUAGAAUACAACUGGUGUACACACAGUCCACGUAUGGUAGGUGAAUGAAGUUAAUUGACUUGAUAGGCUAUUUUAUUCCUGCAGCAAUUAAGUAGAUGUUUUAACAGGCUCGUGUAGAAGGACUUUACACUCUGCAGUUCUGUGGAUGUGAACUCUUAAUUUUUAUUCCCAAGUCUUCCUGUAGUGGUGAUGGAAGGAGGAACCAUGUUUAGAAGGGGAAGUUUACUUGGUUCAGCCUUUUUGAAAAAAUCUACCUGAACUUGUAAAGGCUGGAAAGAAACCCUGGAGCUUGUACUGAUGUGAAAUACUUCUGAAGCUGGGGGUGGUGUGAAAAAACCCCUCUCAGUAGGUAAUGAAGCUAUGUUAAGGCAUUGCCCCAUAAGAAGCACUUAAGUUGUUGCCACUUUUUUGCUUUUUUUUUAUUCUGUCCCCUCAUUUUCUGAGGGGGAAUGAAUGAAGACUGUCUUGCCAAAAAUACACUGGGUUUUUGGGGAAGAGGAGGCUCCAGGGAGACCUUAGAGCAGCCUUCUGGUACCUGCAGGGGACCUACAAGAAAGCUGGGGAGGGACAUUUUACAGGUACAUGUAGUGAUAGGACAAGGGGGUAAUGCCUUGAAACUGAAAGAGGGUAGAUCUAGUUUAGAUACAAGGAAGAAAUUC
Egretta garzetta (little egret) is the source of this 2988-nucleotide messenger RNA. RefSeq names its product protein-L-isoaspartate (D-aspartate) O-methyltransferase domain containing 2 (gene PCMTD2). Bases 134 to 1222 code for a protein of 362 amino acids. Gene Ontology annotation, biological process: protein modification process. Gene Ontology annotation, molecular function: protein-L-isoaspartate (D-aspartate) O-methyltransferase activity. The transcript has 6 exons. The record is from RefSeq and is a predicted model, not a curated record. Gene Ontology annotation, cellular component: cytoplasm. NCBI's taxonomy places the organism in Eukaryota, Metazoa, Chordata, Aves, Pelecaniformes, Ardeidae.